Molecule: messenger RNA, 4295 nt
Organism: Heterobilharzia americana
Lineage: Eukaryota; Metazoa; Platyhelminthes; Trematoda; Strigeidida; Schistosomatidae
Source: the annotation of a GenBank genome assembly
AAAUUGAUCUGUUAAUGAGAUGCCGAACAGAGAUGUCGUAAAGGAUGAAGAAACUUUCAAGGCACAUCACAUCGCCAGUUUCAUCGAAGGUAAUGAAAAGCUUAUGCCAAGCGGAGUUGUUCACCACAUUAAUCAACUGCACAACAGUGGCAGAAUCGAUGAGACACCAUGCAUCGUACGGCUAGACAAAAAGGGGAUUCGAGUCGAACUAAAGUCAACAGAGGAGCUUGUGGAGUUCUUCGAAUGGUCCUCUAUUAGUGAUGAAAUUGCCGUACUUAGACGCACCGAAAUUUUUCAGUACGCCUACCUUAUCCUUUUUCGAUGUUCACAAUAUAACGCUGAACUCAAGCGUGAUGAGUCAGAGCUUCAUGUCUUUAGUUGUGAAACAAAAGAAGAUGCCAAAUUGCUUGCUAACGCUAUCAAUGAGCAUAAACGUGCUACUUUGAAAAAAAGUCUAAACGGCAGUGCGUUGAAGAAUCCGGAAAUUUCUUUACGUCGUGGCAGGUCGGAAGAAAGAAUCAGUUCCACAAGAUAUGAAUGUGGACGAAAUUUUUACAUACUUAACAACUGUAUAGAUGAUAUAGAAAGCUUUGAAAAACGACUUGAAAAAGGCCUUAGACGGAUGUCGAAUAACAGUCGAAAUAGUUCAGCUGAAGGCAACCUAAAUGGCGUUGUAUUUCCAAGCAGACAUGAAGCUCAAGAAACAAUAAGAAAAGUAAAGCAUGCCUUCAAUGUAAAUGAAAUAGUCCGACCACACACACCAGGUGACACGGCAAAUAAAAUUUUCAUUCGAUUAUUUAACACUGUUCAAUGGUUGGAUAAAGUUUGUCGACAAAAACUUGUCUCUGACUAUGAUCCAAAUAUGGUACGUGAUAUUGUCGAGCCUUUGCUAGAAGAAAACACAAUUUCGGCAAUUAUGAGUAGAUUACAGCGUAAACAACAAGAAUUUUGGGAAGAACUAGGCCCAGCAUGGAAUACGCCGCCUGGUAAAUGGACUGACAAUAUUUCCCGAUAUUCACCACAGUUUUCUUCUUCAACUGCUAAUAAACGCCAAACAUGGCAUGCAGAAUCUGACUCAGCAGCACCAGGUGUAGUAGACAUUGAAGUGAAAGUUACACAUACAAGCUCACCACGAAAUUCUCCUCCUCCCGUGGAACGUGCAAGAACCCCUUCACCUGUUGCUCAAGUUAAUGUUGUAGAAAAACCCCCGGAGCAGAGGGCUAAAUCAUGUGAAGUACGCAAUCCUCCUCGACGUACAUCUGAUAAUGAGCAGAAAUGGUGUGUUGUAAACGUACACCAUGUGAGUGCAAAGCCUGGAGAAUUAUCUGUACAACCAGGUGAUAUUCUUUCAGUUAUUACGAGUAAUAAAGGAGACUGGUGGACAGUGCAAAAUGAUGCAGGAGAAUCUGGUGAAGUACCAGCUUGGAAACUUAAACCUUAUAAUCACCGGCCAGAUCAUCCACCUCCAACGGGGUUAAGGAAAACUUUGUCCAUGACUAAUUUACUUAGUGACAAACCAAUCAACGUCACUGACAAAGAAAACGAUAAUGUUUAUUCAGAGAAUUACUUAAGACCCCAGUUACGAAAGGACAAUAUACGUCCCUCCAGAUCUACGCCACGUGAAAAAUCACCUCCAAGACAGGAAGUGGAUACGUCUGCUUUGAGCAUAAAUAUAUCCAGUUCACCUACUGUACAAGACUUAGAUAACAAUAAUAGGAAUAACAGUGAUAAUGCAGAUAUCAGUAAUAGUUUCAUGUAUAUAACACCAGCUCAACUUCAGGAAGCAAUAAAAAUCAACAGUAAUGUACCAAUGAUACUAAUACCCGUAUCGAAUCUAUACAAUAAUAGUAAUGCUGAUAUGUCAGCAAUUAACUGGUCUCAUUUAAUUAACCCAAAUACAAAUGGUGCUGAAUCAGCAAGAAUUCCUAAUCCUGGUGUUUUAGGACCAGGUUGGAAACCAGCUCCUAUAUUGAGCACUUCAGCAACGGAAGCCUUGGGUUACUCUCCAUAUCCCUUUAAUUAUCCCACUCAUAUGCAUACUAUGACAAGAGAACUUAGAGAAAGACUGUCCAAAAUGCAGCUUGGUGGAGGAACUGGCCUUAAAUCAGUCCCUAUACCUACAACAACGCUUGAUAAACCAGAUCAAAGGUUGUCUAAAUGCGCAUCAGAGAAAGAAGUUGCUGAAUGGUUAGUAGCUCAUCAAUUUUCGCCAAGGGUUAUAUCCGCCUUAAAAGGAUUUAAUGGAAUGGAUCUCUAUACAAUGAAUCGAACUCAGCUGGAACAACAUGUUGGACCUGAAAGGUGUGAUGAAUUGUUCUAUGCAUUCCGAGGCUCAUAGUUCAAUUUAAUAAAAAUGACAAUUAUGUAAACUGUUCAAAUCAGAGGAUCAGUGAAAUCUUCAGAACCAAGUGCUUUUUGUAAUCUUUCUACUUAUUUGUACUGCCAUAUGAAUAGUAAUCAUUAGUUUGAGUUCAGCUGAGUAACUUAUAAGAGCAUUUGAGAAACAAGUCUUCUGUGGCUAAGCAAUACUCUAUGAAUUAUUGUCAAGUAAUGUAGUCAAAUAAAACUCUUAAAUAAAAGUUUUUAUAUAACCGACACCUACAUGCCUAUUGUUGCCCAUCAUUACUUUUAAUGCUAUCUUUGUGAAUGCACUUUAAUUUGCAGACACAAUCUCCCAAGUUCCAUUUCAUUCGUUUUUUUUUGCAAAGCCAAGUUCAACCGUAAAAUACGACUGACCUGUUUUCAUUAUCCAGAUAUCUUAAUUUUGCUAGAAAAAAAUGAAUAUGUUACUUUUAUACACAAUAUUUAUUUAACUGACUUAUCAAAAUUACAGUUUUGAACGCAUAAGCAUUCGAGGAAUUCUGAUUAGGAGAAACUCCAACUAAAUUCAAAUACGUUGUAAAGUGAAUCAUUUCAUCUUCGGAGUGUUUAAACCAUACUUUGCCUUCAAUCGGUCUAAUUCCUCCUUCUUCUUAUCCACAUCAGUUUUCUUAAAUUGCUGCAAAAAACAUUAGAAGAGAAAAACGAACAACAGCUCGAUAACGACAUUCAACGCUGAAUUUCAAUCUGGACACAUCUAUUAAGUGGAAAUAAUACCCUCUGUUUAACUCCAUGAAUUAUUGGACUGCUCCCAAUCUUUCGCGGUUUCUGAAACAUCUUCACAAUCAACUCAUCAGCUGGUGAGGAUUCUUCCUGCAACGAACCGUCUAAAGUUUCCCAACAGCCAUGGUGGCAAAAAUAUUUUGAACAAAUGAUCAAACGAGGGACCAAUAUACCUUUUGGCUCGAAAUAUAACCUACCUACUCCAAUUCCACACUACAUGUUCCAUAGUACUCUGUAUCAAGUGAUCUUCUUAGGUAAAAGUUGCCAUGCAUCAAAUAUACUUUCCGAAUGAUGCUGCUUACGCUAAUAUGAACGAUGCUGGAAGUCCAUAUGUAACUGCUGCCUUUUGGACUAUUACCGUCUCAACGUCUGCCUUCAUCUACCACUAGAAGUACUCCCGGUGGAAUCAAUGUAUACUACCUUUAAACCACAUGGUGUACUGGAAAUACGUGGAUUUAGACACUCACCUUGGCUAUGUAACUGGGUACUUACUGAUACUCCAGGUCGUAUAAAUAGGCCCUUUGUGGUUAGCAGUGCUAAAAACUGAAGAACUUUCCUGUGAAUUUAUGCUUAUAUUACUAAAUAAGAAACUAUGCAAAUGGACUAACAACGUCGUCUAGUCAUAACGCAAACUUCGAAUAUUGCUCGCUUUUGUCGUUGAUAGUGGAACCUAUCUGGGUAAUGACAGACGGAAAUCCAUACCCGUCUGUUGAUUUGCAGCAAGUUUUAGUAAGUUUAUGCAUAUCAGUAACUUGCUGUGUCAGUUAUAUAAUUCCCGGCAUUAUCCUGUAAACUUUCAAAAUCAUCAUUUUGACGGUGCUUGUGAACUGGUAUCUGUCACGUUAAAUCCAUUAUAUGGGGAUGGGAAUUUUUAUUAUCUUCACUGUGACGCACUGCAUAUGCUGAAAGUGGUAUUUUCUUUGUCCCGCAACCGUGAUCUGAUGUUUUGAUGGAGCUGAACGACCUCCCCUCCGUACUAUUCAGGACCCGCAAAGUCUUGUAGAUUUUUCCACAUAUAUCAAUGUGAUGAUGCCUGUAAACUGGCUUCUCUCAUGGUAAUCACUAGUGUGAGAAUAAAAAUUUGUUUAUUUAUAUUGUACAUAACAGUCAGUUUACAUUACCAAAAUGGCCAGACCUGUUAACUGGUUUGUUUUCACGUAACAUGUUGCAUGAAAUAUAUUAUUAUCAUUAUU